Molecule: messenger RNA, 1112 nt
Organism: Populus trichocarpa (black cottonwood)
Lineage: Eukaryota; Viridiplantae; Streptophyta; Magnoliopsida; Malpighiales; Salicaceae
Product: ethylene-responsive transcription factor ERF017
Exons: 1
Coding region: 148-768 (206 amino acids)
Biological process (GO): regulation of DNA-templated transcription
Molecular function (GO): DNA binding; DNA-binding transcription factor activity
Source: RefSeq, a predicted model, not a curated record
GAGCCGCCAUUUUCAUUAUCCCCCACCCCCACAAUUCUCACAAUCCCACCAAAAACAAAAACAAAAAAACGAAACUGGUCCCGGUUUUAAAGUUUUUGUUUCAAGUUAAUUGCUUGGUGUACUGUUUAGUUUGAUUGUCCUGAAACAAUGGUGAGACCUGGAACGUCAUCUUCGUCAGUGUCAUCUGAGCAACAGUCUGAUAGAACACAUGAGCCCAAGUACAAGGGUGUUCGAAAGAGAAAAUGGGGUAAGUGGGUGUCUGAAAUUAGGCUGCCUAAUAGCCGGGAGAGAAUAUGGUUAGGAUCCUAUGACACGCCCGAAAAGGCGGCGCGUGCAUUUGACGCUGCCCUGUAUUGCCUACGUGGUAGUGGUGCCAAGUUCAAUUUCCCUGACAACCCACCGGACAUUGUCGGCGGGCGGUCACUUACCCCGCAAGAGGUGCAAGAAGUUGCUGCCAGGUUUGCUAAUGAAGAGCCAACAUCGUCCACUGCUAUGGGAGGUGAAUCAUCGUCACAUGUGGAGAAUUACACAUCAUCAUCGUCCGACUGUGGGGCUGGACAAAUGGAUAGUGAUACUAUAGACUGGUCGUUUUUGAAUUUGUUGGAUUCUAAUGAGGGUGCAUCCGAUUUCGGACUCUAUCACGGGCUGGACCAUAUGGGUGGUGAUUAUUAUCCCCCUCCUACUCCGCCGCCGCCUCCUGAUUAUAACGGGGAUGAUAACAACGGAGACGAAACUUUCUCUCACCAGUCAUUUCUUUGGAACUUUUGAAGGGAUUGAUUCAAAUUUUGUGAAGAACAAUCCUAGCUACUGGAAAACGUCAGGAAUUCAGGCGAAUUUUAGCUGCCGGGUCACUGAUGCUGCUUAAUUCACAUAAAUGUUGCUCUGUUUUUUCCAAGUCCAGGAAGAAGUUCUGGCACGAGAGAGGGACGUGGCCCAGUUUUUUGGUGCCAUCUUCCAGUAGAUAGGAAAUACCAAGUUGUUUUCACUCCUUGAAACAAAUAAUGGUGUACAUUUAUUGUAGGAAGCCAUUCUUUUACGAGGUUUCUUUUCUAUGAUUUUUUGUCCCAAUUAAACAGUCCAAAUAAACAUGAAAUGCAACUUGUUUUUUUCUA